Contarinia nasturtii (swede midge) is the source of this 3812-nucleotide messenger RNA. RefSeq lists its product as uncharacterized. NCBI's taxonomy places the organism in Eukaryota, Metazoa, Arthropoda, Insecta, Diptera, Cecidomyiidae. The transcript has 5 exons. The record is from RefSeq and is a predicted model, not a curated record. Bases 3349 to 3759 code for a protein of 136 amino acids.
UAAUUUACCUCAAUGUUUGAAUUGAUAUGGCGGCGCACAACGGCCACCCACGUUUUCUCGUUAGGAUCGAUGGCACUAGCAUAUGUCAUGUUGUUAAAUGUGGCCUGCUCCGAAUUUUCCACCCAAGCCUUCGCUGGCUUCUCGUACAAUAUUGACACGCAAACACUAUUGGUGAUGAUUUGCGAGUGAAACCGCUUCUGCUUGCCGAUUUGUUUGAUUUUAUCCAUGUCGAAAACCAAAUUCCACAAUUCAUCUCGAUGGCCGUACAAGUAAUAGUCCAGUGUGUAUUUGUUCAUUCGAUUGGUCAGCGGAUUGCGAGAACUGGGCACCACUCCUAGUACAGUGUUCGCCAAAUAAUACAUAUCUGUCAUAUCCAAUCGAACGUUUUUCAGUUGGAAUCGGCAUAACGGGACAAGUGCGAAAUUGUUCACUUUUGGCGGUCGAUUGUUCGUUAUCAAUCCAUCGCGACGGAAUGCAUGCCAUUGUUGUGAAUAUUGAUGAAACACUUCGAUUUGGCGUUGCAUUUGACCGAACAUCCACAGUGAUUGGAACCAAUUGUCCUUAACGAACUCAUUGACAGUGACCGGAACCAAUUGUUCAUUAUGAACUUUUUGACACUGCCAACCGAUUCUUUCCAGUUCAUACAAUAAAAUGUUCAUCUUAUUUGUUCUCUCUACAUCACCAUGUGUCAGAUCUUUGUUACUAGUGGCGUAAACUUUUGCGUUUCGUAUAUCGAUGCCGUCAAAUUUUGAUCCAUUGUAUUGAUGACCAUUGAUAUUCAUGUUAUAAUACCAGCGUUUCAUUUGAAAAAACGAUUCAACAUGUUCUGAACAAUGAGUGUUGAGAUUGGUCUGAUUAUUUCGAAUGUGAUCUUGGUAGAAAUAAUUAAAACCAUUUCCCAGGCAUUCUUUAUCGGGCCAUUCAAAAUUCUCUACACCGAAGUGUGCCUCGACAAUGUUACGAAAAGCUGGCGGCAUUAGUUCCUCUCUGUCGACUUUAUCGGCUAAAACACCGUUAAAGCACUCGAUGAAAAAUGUUUUACCGUUUUGUAGAAAAAAUUGUCGGUUCUCAUCAUCGAUGGCUUCUUGAAUUUUGUACAACGCCAACAAUGAUGCCAGUGACGAAAUCAGUGUCAUUUUGUAGCUUCGAUGAUCCAAAAACUGAAUCACUCUGUCGCGAUAUUCUUCCCGUAUGAUUGACUUGACGCCUUGUUUUAUGACUACAAGGUUCUUAAUGUCGUCUUUCCUUUCGGGUGGACUGUAUAAAUGAAACGAAAACAAAGAAAAACAUACACACUUAUUUAAAAAAAACUGGUCACAAAACAAUAUCGCGAAAUUGCAUCGAAAAUCCAAUGAAAAAAAAAACACAGAAUAAAUAUUAAGAAAAACAAUGCUUACAUAUUAAAUUGAUCCUCUCUUGAUCUUGUUCUACUCAUGGUUUAAUCAAUCAAUCACAAUUUCUGGUGCUUUUCCAAAUAUUAUGGGAUAGUUAUCACUAUUUUCGGUUGCAAUCAAUUCGCAUCAAUUUCACAAUUCAAAUUGUAAUUUUUAAUGUGUUUUUGUUGGUUCUGCUUGUAAACUGCCUGACGAAAUUCAAUUAUUAUUAUCAAUUUAAAGUUAUUUUUCUGACUUGAUGAUGAGAUUUAAUGGUAUUUCAAAUAGCUUCACAGCGCGAACGGUAACUUUGAACUAAAAUGAAUGCAGAAAUGCACCGAUAUUUAUAGCAAAUUAUUGCUGUAUUGCAAAAAGUCAAGCCUCGAAAACUAAAAUGACUGGAAUUAAACGAUUCUAUUGAUACAUCAAUAUAUGCAAACAAAUUUACAAUAUUUUCAUUCAACAACUCAAUCACUCCACUUUGAUUUGCCACAAAACUCUGCCGAAAAUGCAUUUUUAAACAGGAACAUAACAAAUCACAAACGAGAGAAUUGUCGAAAUGGUUUUUUUUUUUUCAAAUGUGUUUCGAUGAUUUGGAAUAUUAACAGUAAUACUUUAUAAAUGUUCUGUCGUUUGAAUUGAAAACAGAAACAGACACAAAAUAUUUCCGCAAAUAUAUCCAUCACAUUUCGUGAACACACGAUAUCGUUGUAUCAAAACACUGACGAAGCACAUCACAAAAACAAGCGGUGAUCGGGAAUACUGUUGUACGGUCAAAAUCCUACAGUUUGUUGCAUUCGCACUAGUAUUUCGUUUACAGAAAAACAAAAACACAAACACAUAUUAUAUUGUCUCUCUCACAUGUUUCGUUUCUUUGUGCUGUGACAUAAAAAAGCCACUGAUACAAUAUUAGCACUAAAAUCCAUUUGUCUUAUUUUAUCAUGUUGAAAACUGAAAUCGGUUGUCAUUUUGAAUUUAAUUUGUUUGAAAAAAACAACAACAACGCACAUUUUCUGACCGCUAAUACGAACAAAGAAACUCGUGCGUAUGAAAAUUCGAUUGGAAAUCAUGGAUAUACUCUACAUUCCGUUUGACACUAAAAUGGCCACAUAAUUAUCCUUGUGAAUGUGUGACUCUCUCUGUUGUGCAUUUGUGUGUGUACAAACUUUCAAUUGUUUAUAUGCGCGACCGGUUCAAUAUUGCAUGUUUCAAACCGAAACACCGAAUGAAUUUGUUUAUAUCACUUUCCCUCACACACACACAAACUCUGUAUUCGUAGCGAUAUUUGACUUUUUGAAUUUGUCCAACUGAAUUUUAGGCGACGGAGAAUGCAAUCGUAUGAGAUUGUUGUUGUUGUAUACCAAAAAUCAUCUCUUUCUAAACUGGCGGCACUUCUCAGUAUAGUUUUGGCCGCAAUAAAAAAAUCAAUCCCGUUAAAUAUUGAAUAGAGUGAUUUGUUUGUUUGUGAUACAUGUUAAAUCGAAGCACAAAAAAUUCCUUUGCUACAUUAAUUCUGUUGAAAACUGAAAAAUGUGAAUACAAACUUUGUGUGUACUCCAGUUGAAAAGAAAACAAAUCUGAAUGGCAACUCAUUAUAUUUCGUUGUGAUUUUGUGUAUUGAAACAUUUUUGUCAAUACACUGUAAUUUUGUCGAUGUGUGAUGUUCAAUAUUCAACUGAUACUUGCCUUCUUAAUGAUGCUGGACAUAUUUAUGAAUAUAAGUGAUACAAAAUGCAAUCAAACAGCGAAAACAGUCGAUAGAAUUGUUGAUAUAAAUUUUAUGUAAACAAAAUCGAACAUUUGAAUCUCAUGUUACACAUACUUUCAUUCUUUAAACGAGUAAGAGUCAGCAAAACGCGCAUUGUAUCAAUACCGUUGUAUGCUUUGAGAUUCAAACAAAAACGGCAACACAUUUGACUCAACUUUACCCAACAAACUCUUUUGCAUAAUUGACUUUUACUCGUACUUCAUAAAAAUGGCCAUUAAAGUAGUACCUACACGUCGUUCAAAACGUAAUAAACGCCAAGGAAGUCCCGAUGCAUCAACAGCACCGACAGAAGACUUGCCCUUGUCCCGUCAAAUACGUCGAAAAUCUACUUCUGACGUAUCAUUUUUCACUGCGGAAGAAGAAGUCCACAAAGUUGACGUAUCCACUUCAACGGAUGGCCUGAAACUUGGCAAAACGGAACAAGGGGUCAAGUGUUUUGCGGGAGCAUGCUUCUUUAUUGCAGACAACAACAUCCAAAACAUCCAAAUUACAGAAGGCGACAAUGGAUCUCGCUGGGCUGACAGGCCUUUCAUCCUCGGCAUGACAUGCACACUAGUCCUUCCAUUUAUGAUAGUGUGGUGUGUUCUGAUUUGCAAGUUGUUCCCAACACCAAAAUAACAUAUGUAUGGAAAGUCUUUGGAAUAAAUUCGGACGUUGCCAUUUGAACAAUA